AUGGUUUGUUCCUAAAAGACUGACAUUACAAUCAACACAACGUGCAUGUAUAACGGUAAAUGGAGCAACGCUGACGUGUACGAUGCGAGUGUAUGUGCGUGCAUACGUGUAUGUCUCUCUCUCUCUAUCUUCUAUUUGAUUAGCCCAGUGCGGUGUGCUGCGGUUGAAGCACCACCACUGUUUGAAUGUACGUGCAUGUGCCUAGCUCAUUCGAUGCAUAUGUUUUUCACUUGACGUUUGAUCAAUGAGCAAUGUAGUAAUUAGUCUUGAAUUCGUACGAUUAAGUAACGCACAACACAUUUCUUCUGGUCUCUCUCGUUUUGCACAUACACAUUUUUUUACACCAGCCUUCGUACACAGUUGUUGUUUUCUUUCUCCGAAUGUACGAAAAGUGAAAUUGAGUGGUGUGAACAAUUUGGUUGAUGCAGACUUGUGUGGGACAUUCAGUUGGAAAGCCAAAACAAUCAAAUCUCUGUUGAAACAAAUUUCCAAUACGAUAGACAAGAUAGGAGCGCAAAAAAAAAUCCAUUUGCAUUCAUUCAGCAUAGUAAUAACAUGCGUUCAUGUGCAUGUUAAUUCAUGAAUUUGAAUGAAACUUGGUCGUUUGAAGUGUAGCCAAGAGAGUGCGAGAGCGAGAAAAGUUGAAUUGAAAUAAAACCCAACAGUUUCGCGUUUAUUUUAACAAAAUGGGCAGUGAUACGUUGAAUGUGCUAAAUUGGACCGAAAACGAUGUCGCACAGUAUUUAAAACGAGAGCAAAUUAGUGACACAAAAUUUUUGCAAUGUAUACACGACGAACGUGUUGACGGCAAAAGUUUGUUAGCGCUAAGCGAACGAGAUAUUCGUGAUUUAAAAUUGAAAUACUCGAAUUUGCGAUUGGGCGAUCUUAAGCAUUUUUGGAUUGCUGUGCGACAACUACAGAAAGAGAAUCAAACGAAUUUAGUGAAUUUAGGAUUAGUUGAACCGACACCACCGCCACCGCCAGCAUUUGGUGGAUAUGUGAGUCAACAUCAGCAGCAACCCCAUAGUCAUGGCCAUCAUCACCAUCAUCAUUUCUCAUGUUGUUCGGAUAUCAGCGGUUUCCAUGACAUGGAACGAAUAUCACCGCCGCUAUCCAUCGACGGACGUGCCACCAGUAUUAAACCAGAAAUAUUUAAAACUAUGAUUAGUUUAGGUUAUGCAUUUUUGGUGACAUGGAUAACAGCAUUUGUGAUGGUGGUUGUACACGAGCGUGUACCAGAUAUGAAGCGUUAUCCCCCAUUGCCGGAUAUUUUCUUGGAUAAUGUGCCGCAUAUCCCAUGGGCAUUUCAUAUGUGCGAAAUAACGGGAACAUCGUUGUUCUUCAUUUGGACGUGCGUUUUGAUCGUGCACAAGCAUCGUUUCGUGCUAUUGCGUCGUUUCUUUGCAUUGAGCGGAACGGUGUUUUUGUUGCGAUGCGUUACAAUGUUGAUAACGUCAUUGAGCGUGCCAGGAACACAUUUGCAAUGCCGACCCGAUGACUAUGUUGUCGACGAUUCCAAUUUGCCGAUUGGUGAGUCGAUACUUUUGCGCGUAUCACGAGCGUAUACAAUUUGGAGUGGACUUGGCAUGUCAAUACAGGGUGUUCGCACAUGUGGUGAUUAUAUGUUUAGCGGUCACACCGUUGCACUAACCAUAUUAAACUUCUUCAUUACAGAAUAUACACCGCGUCAUCUGUACUUUUUGCAUACGAUGACCUGGCUACUCAAUAUGUUUGGUAUAUUCUUCAUUUUGGCCGCACAUGAGCAUUACUCCAUUGAUGUGUUUGUUGCAUUUUAUAUCACCUCAAGAUUGUUCUUAUACUAUCACACACUGGCUAAUAAUCAGGCAUUAACAUCACAUGAUUCAACACGCACACGAAUAUGGUUUCCAAUGUUUAGCUAUUUUGAAAGCUCCGUUGAUGGCAUUAUACCGAAUGAGUACAGUUCAUUGGAGGAUAUAUGCUCGGAUCUCUAUGGCUGCAUUGGCAGUGCACGUGAUAAUUGCAUGUUAACAGCGCGCCGAUUUUGGCUGGUCAAUCAACAGAUCGUAUCACCGGAAUUUUCCAAGAAGAUUUUCCAGUUCACCACCUUCAGCAAAGAUGAAUCGUCCGAAUUGGUGGCAAACAGUAAUAGUUCAGCACAAACGCAAUCCAAUACGACACCGGCCGAGAAUGGUAGCAAUGAUGUGAAAUCAAACAACGAUUCCGCUUCCAACAAUCUCAACAACACAAACAUUAAAUCGCAACAGACCAAAAAACAUGUUUAACUUUCACGCUAUUUUGCGACACAUACAUUUUUUUUAUCGUUGAAAUAAGUAGCAUAACUGAAGAACAAACAAGAAAAAUAUCUAUACAAAAACAACCAACAAAACAAACAAACAAACAAAUGGCUAUGAUGUAUGGUUAUACAUAUAUGGAGAGACACAAAACUUCAUAGAUAUUUUUACAUUUACACAAAUAAAAAAUAAAACAAUACUAUUUCUUAUCUAUGAACUUAAGAACUCUAUGAAAACGUUGUCGAUUUAAGAACAAAGAGAUACAAUUUAUAAGGAUGCAAGAAACACAUGCAAACCAAAAUUAACCCGAUAAUUGUCGAAAAUCACAUUCCAAUGCACAAUAGGAAAUAAAAUACCAAACGGUGAUUUGCGAAAGUAAGAGACAGAUUUGUGAUCCAAGUGAUCGAGAACAAAGGAAAAGAAAUGGCGACAUUCAAUCGAUUGAUUAGCUUUUGUAAAUUCACUUGAUUUUGACACAUUUUCAUUGAAUUUAGCAUGAAACUUCGAAUGAGUUUAGGAUUUUAUUUUCGAAUUUUGUCCUUCAUUUUAAUGCAACAAAUUUUGAUAAUGAAAACGAACAAACAAAUCGAAAAAUAAAAGGAAUUCCCCGCAAAAUGCAUUAGUCAAGAGAUUUAGGUAGAUAAUUUCCAAAAGAGAAUAACAACAACAAGAGAAAUGAAAAAAAAAGAAUAACAACCAUUUAACAUUUAUUUGCCUUUUCGUCUACAAUUCCAUAUUAAUUUAUGUUAGUUUUUACGUAUGUUAAUGUUUUUUUUCUCUCGCAUUCGCGCCGGAUAUUUGUGUGUCUUCCGCGAUUGAAAUCAGACCUCCCUGCAAACGUAUUGUGUGAAAUAAUUUAUUAAAAACAAAAGAAAAAAAAUCAACACCUUAAAGUACUAUGUGGACAUAGCUCCUCGAUCGUUCAAAUGAACUUGAUGUGCGAUUCAGAAUGCUUUGUUUCGUUUUUUUAAUGUUGAAAAAAAAUGUAUUCAAUUGAAUACAAAUGCCUUUAGAAAAAUUUGGCUUUAGAUUAUUCAAAAUUAUUAAACAAAUUCGCUUACCUCGAAAUAUGCGCGUUAAAAACAAUUCUUAUAAAGAAAUUGAAGAAAAUGUGAACAAAACGUUAUUUAUUUAGAUGAAAUAAAAAUUAAUUUAUAAUUUUCAAUCGUUAUUUUGGCUGAAUAAAAAAGGACCAAGGAACAUA
Molecule: messenger RNA, 3477 nt
Organism: Sitodiplosis mosellana (orange wheat blossom midge)
Lineage: Eukaryota; Metazoa; Arthropoda; Insecta; Diptera; Cecidomyiidae
Product: ceramide phosphoethanolamine synthase-like
Exons: 5
Coding region: 687-2264 (525 amino acids)
Biological process (GO): ceramide biosynthetic process
Cellular component (GO): endoplasmic reticulum membrane; Golgi membrane
Molecular function (GO): ceramide cholinephosphotransferase activity; sphingomyelin synthase activity
Source: RefSeq, a predicted model, not a curated record